Closterium sp. Naga37s-1 is the source of this 1353-nucleotide messenger RNA. NCBI's taxonomy places the organism in Eukaryota, Viridiplantae, Streptophyta, Zygnematophyceae, Desmidiales, Closteriaceae. The record is from the annotation of a GenBank genome assembly.
AUGAGAGAGGCGCUGGAACGUCAGAGGGCAGAGGCUGCAGAUAGGGUGAGGGCGGAAGCAGCUGCAAUGACUCGUAGAGAGGAAGAGGAGCGGCGUGCAAAAGAGGAGGCAGAGAACGCGAAGGCCGUAGAGGAGCGAAGUAGAGCGGAUCAAGAACGGCAGAGGGAAGAGGCUGAGGAGAGGGUCAAGACGGAGGCAGCAGCGAUCGUUCGCAGAGAGGAAGAGGCGCUGCGUGCUAGAGAGGCGGCAGAGAGGGCGAGGGUCGCAGAGGAGCGCAUGAGAGAGGCGCAGGAACGUCAGAGGGCAGAGGCUGCAGACAGGGUGAGGGCGGAAGCAGCUGCAAUGAUUCGUAGAGAGGAAGAGGGGCGGCGUGCAAAAGAGGAGGCAGAGAACGCGAAGGCCGUAGAGGAGCGAAGUAGAGCAGAUCAAGAGCGGCAGAGGGAAGAGGCUGAGGAGAGUGUCAGGACGGAGGCAGCAGCGAUCGUUUGCAGAGAGGAAGAGGCGCUGCGUGCUAGAGAGGCGGCAGAGAGGGAGAGGGUCGCAGAGGAGCGCAUGAGAGAGGCGCAGGAACGUCAGAGGGCAGAGGCUGCAGAUAGGGUGAGGGCGGAAGCAGCUGCAAUGAUUCGUAGAGAGGAAGAGGAGCGGCGUGCAAAAGAGGAGGCAGAGAACGCGAAGGCCGUAAAGGAGCAAAGUAGAGCGGAUCAAGAACGGCAGAGGGAAGAGGCUGAGGAGAGGGUCAGGACGGAGGCAGCAGCGAUGGUUCGCAGAGAGGAAGAGGCGCUGCGUGCUAGAGAGGCGGCAGAGAGAGCGAGGGUCGCAGAGGAGCGCAUGAGAGAGGUGCAGGAACGUCAGAGGGCAGAGGCUGCGGAUAGGGUGAGGGCGGAAGCAGCUGCAAUGAUUCGUAGAGAGGAAGAGGAGCGGCGUGCAAAAGAGGAGGCAGAGAACGCGAAGGCCGUAGAGGAGCGAAGUAGAGCGGAUCAAGAACGGCAGAGGGAAGAGGCUGAGGAGAGGGUCAGGAUGGAGGCAGCAGCGAUGGUUCGCAGAGAGGAAGAGGCGCUGCGUGCUAGAGAGGCGGCAGAGAGGGCGAGGGUCGCAGAGGAGCGCAUGAGAGAGGCGCAGGAACGUCAGAGGGCAGAGGCUGCAGAUAGGGUGCGGGCGGAAGCAGUUGCAAUGAUUUGUAGAGAGGAAGAGGACCGGCGUGCAAGAGAGGAGGCAGAUAAGGCGAUGGCCGUAGAGGAGCGAAGGAGGGCGGAAGAAGAACGGCAGCGUGCAAGGGCGGAGGAAGAGGCGCGGCGUGCUAAAGAGGCGGCAGAGAGAGCAAGAGAAGAUGCAGAAAGGCCCCCCCCCCGGUAG